AUGUUGUUAAAUAAUGUGAGUGAAAUUUUAUCCUUCUUCAAGAAAGCAAGCGAACAAUUAUCUGCGGAUCAAGAGCCUACCCUGCAUCUAGUUUUACCUUGGAUCAAUAAAUUGAAAAUUUUUUGUCAAAUCAAAGCCGAUGAUCUUGCAGUGAUCAAACACUUUAAGAGUAUACUUUUGAAAUUUAUAAAUGAAAAGACUUGGCUUACACAACUGCACGACAUAUCCACAUUUCUUCAUCCAAUUACGAAAAAUUUAUCAUUCUAUAGUCAAUACGAAAAAAGCAAUAUUCAUAAAGCUACAAGAAGAAUGUUGAAAACACUCAAUAUCCUAGAAGAAAAUCAAGAAAUCCAACAAAUUGGCCCAAACAUAAAUAUUGCUAAACCAAAGAAAAAGCCAAAGAAAAUGAGAAAGGAUGAUUAUUCACAAGAAGAUGUAAUGCUAGAAUUUGCACUAGCAAGCCAAGAUGAUUCAAGUGAAGAUGAUGAAGAUGAAAUUGAACGUUAUGCUAAAGCAAAAUUAGUCGUUAGUAACGAAGAAUCUGUAUUACAAUGGUGGAAGAAGUGGAGUAUAAAUUAUCCGACGCUAAGUGUUUUAGCAAAAUCAUUAUUAGGUAUACCAGCUAGUUCAUGCACAAGCGAAAGAAUAUUUAGUGUCACUGGAAGAAUCCUCGAACAGCGACGCCAAAAGCUUAGGUGA
This is a messenger RNA of Rotaria socialis, 699 nucleotides long. NCBI's taxonomy places the organism in Eukaryota, Metazoa, Rotifera, Eurotatoria, Philodinida, Philodinidae. The record is from the annotation of a GenBank genome assembly.